AUGGCUGACCACACCUCCUCCCGCCAGCGGCCUUCGCUAGGUCAAAUGCGCAGCGCCUCGUUCCUACAGGACCAUCAGCAAUAUAAGCCCCCGCUUUCCAUCAACCAGAACAUCGGCGAGGUCCUGGGCACCCAACUUAGCGAGAGCCUCUCGAUCAACCCAAUCAACCCAGACCCCGAACGAGUCCACGACAGCGGUGUAACUCACAGCAUCUUCAACCACCAGACUCACCCCCUCGAAACCGGUACCCCGCGCAUUGUCGCAACCAUCUUCUACAAAUCCUCCAACCCCGUUCACCCCCACUACCACCCCGAUGCCUCGCCCAACCCGGCUCCAGGCAAGAGACUGCCUUCACCACAGGUUCCUGAAGGUUCAGCUCCCACAGAAGACAUGGACAAGUUUCCUCGCGAACCGCCUGCUCCGGAACCGGAGCCGCUGGAUCACAUCUAUGGACCCUACGUCUCGCAGCUGUGCUUGACCAACUUCCUGCAGACGCUCGAGUCACUGCCUACACCAUACCAGCGUAUGAACACUUCACACCGCUGUCUGGACCGGAGCGCCCAUCCCCGCGUUGUCGAGGUCACAUUCUCUCCUCCUCCGGACCCGGAGUACCUCUCUUUUGCGGACCUACGCAAGCACGAGAGUAUCUGGCGCUUUGAGCGCGAGUGGAAUGUCGAGGUUGUUUUGCAGCAAGAAAGCGUCUUCCGCCGACACAAGCGCUUGGCUGUGUUCGACAUGGACAGCACCCUUAUUGAGAACGAGGUGAUCGAUGAGAUUGCCAAGUUCAUUGGAGUAGAGAAGCAGGUUUCUGAAAUUACUGAGCGCGCGAUGAACGGCGAACUGGACUUUGCGGCAUCGCUUAAGGAGCGUGUCGGCCUCCUCAAGGGCGUCCCUGCUGAUGUCUUCGAAAAGCUCAAGUCCGUCAUCACCAUCGCAAAGGGUGCCCGCGAGCUCACUGCCGCAUUGAAGAUGAUGGGAUACAAGAUGGCUGUUCUUAGCGGUGGUUUCCAGCCUCUUGCAGAGUGGUUGGCCGGAGAGCUUGGACUCGACUAUGCGGUCGCCAACCAUCUUGAAAUUGACACCGAAACCCAGACUCUGACCGGCAGACUGGUCGAGUCGAAGCCUAUCAUCGACGCUGCCCAGAAGCGCACUCUUCUCAAAUCUAUCGCUGCCGAGAACAACAUUCCCAUUUCGCAGACACUGGCUGUCGGAGAUGGUGCUAAUGAUCUUCUCAUGCUCCACGAAGCUGGCCUUGGUGUCGCCUGGCGCGCCAAGUCCAAGGUCCAGCUCGAGGCACCAACCCGUAUUAACGGAGAGAGCUUGGUCGAUAUUCUCUACCUGUUUGGUUUGGAAAAAGAUGAUAUUUCCGAGCUUACCAGCAAGGCGCAAUAA
Penicillium odoratum is the source of this 1392-nucleotide messenger RNA. RefSeq names its product phosphoserine phosphatase SerB. Gene Ontology annotation, molecular function: magnesium ion binding; L-phosphoserine phosphatase activity. Lineage: Eukaryota; Fungi; Ascomycota; Eurotiomycetes; Eurotiales; Aspergillaceae. Bases 1 to 1392 code for a protein of 463 amino acids. The record is from RefSeq and is a predicted model, not a curated record. Gene Ontology annotation, cellular component: cytoplasm. The transcript has 3 exons. Gene Ontology annotation, biological process: dephosphorylation; L-serine biosynthetic process.